Messenger RNA from Amaranthus tricolor (Joseph's coat), 1308 nucleotides. RefSeq names its product metalloendoproteinase 4-MMP-like. Gene Ontology annotation, molecular function: zinc ion binding; metalloendopeptidase activity. NCBI's taxonomy places the organism in Eukaryota, Viridiplantae, Streptophyta, Magnoliopsida, Caryophyllales, Amaranthaceae. The record is from RefSeq and is a predicted model, not a curated record. Bases 27 to 1121 code for a protein of 364 amino acids. The transcript has a single exon. Gene Ontology annotation, cellular component: extracellular matrix. Gene Ontology annotation, biological process: extracellular matrix organization; collagen catabolic process; proteolysis.
UUAAAUUUCAUAGCUGGCUAGCGACCAUGUUUAUUUCUUUUCUCAUGUUCUUCUUCUUCUUCAUUUGUCGUUGUUCAUCAUCUAACAUCAAUUCUGUGAUUCCAUCACCUUCUCAUCAUGCAUGGAAUCGCCUUGAAAAACUAGUAAAUGCUAGGAAAGGAAAUCGUGUUGAAGAGAUUGUUGAGCUGAAAAAAUACUUUCACCAAUUUGGGUACUAUCAUCAUCAUCAUCAUCAUCACUCUUUGCUUCCUAAGCAUCAUCAUGAUCUGAAAUUAGAUUUCACAGAUGAAUUCAAUGAUGAUUUAGAAAGAAUGGUAGCUCAUUACCAACGAAAUUAUAAUCUACCCAUAACAGGUAGCCUUGAUCCAACUACACUUUCCAUGAUCAUGUCUCCUAGGUGUGGUAUGCCUGACCAUCACAUGAUCAUGAUGAAGAAUGUUAAAAGGUCGUCUUCGUCAUUAUUAUCACACCAUGUUCAACACUACUUAUAUUUCCCAGGGCAGCCAAGAUGGACUAAGGAAAUACCUAUCACACUUACAUACGCAUUUUCUGAACAGCACAUGAUUCCUACAUAUUUGAGCUUACGUGAUAUAAAAGCCGCAUUUGAGCGUAGUUUCUCGAAAUGGGCCUCAGUCAUUCCUAUCAAGUUUGUGGAAACAGAAGAUGUUGAUUUUGCUGAUAUAAAAAUAGGAUUUUAUAAUGGUGAUCAUGGAGAUGGAGAGUCUUUUGACGGGGUUUUAGGGGUUUUGGCUCAUGCAUUCUCACCUGAAAAUGGAAGAUUUCAUCUAGACGCAGCUGAAAGAUGGACAAUUGAUUUUGAUAAGGAAGAUUCAAGCGUUGCAAUUGAUUUAGAAUCUGUUGCAUUGCAUGAGAUCGGUCAUUUGUUGGGUUUAGCUCAUAGUAAUGUGAAGGAAUCAGUAAUGUACCCAAGUUUGAAGCCUAGAGAACAGAAACUGAAGUUGAAGUUUGAUGAUAUUAAGGGAGUUCAAUAUCUUUAUGGUUCCAACCCCAACUUCACUAUUGGAGCUUUGUUACAAUCUGAGACUUCUUCCUCUCAUCGUCAAAUAUUUCAACUAAUUGCCUCAUCUUUUAUCAUUCUAAUCAUCCAUUAUUUAUGCUAAUUUUCUUUUUGUUGAAAAUACUGAUGAUCAUAUAUAUGUACAUUUUUAUAUAGUAUGUCGAAUAGCUUGUUUUUGCUCGGCUUAAAGUUUAGAGGAUGGAUGAGGUCCUACGUACUCUCAACAUUAUUUCUUUAUUCUUCAUAUGUAGUAUUUGGUGAUUAUAAUAAUAUACACCAUAAAAAUUUAC